AUGUGUGUCGUGGACAUGUGGCGCUCGCACUCCGUCCCCGUGUGUGUGUGUGUGCUGCUGCAGAGCCUGGUGCUGAUGGCGUUGUGCUCCCCGUCCGCCAGCCUGUGCCCCAAGGGCUGCUCCUGCCUGCGCACCGACACACACAACACACACCUGCGCACGGACGCGCACGCGCACACACACACACACACACCGCACGGCCUCAACGUCACCUGCAGCCGCUCCCGCCUCAAGGAGAUCCCGCGCGACCUGCCGGCCGAGACGGUGCUGCUGCGGCUCGACCACAACCACAUCUCGGCCAUCCCCGAGCGCGCCUUCGCCGGCCUGCGGCUGCUGCGCGAGCUCAACCUGUCGGGCAACGCGCUGGAGACGCUGGGCGAGAGCGCCUUCUCUGGCCUGGAGGCGUCGCUGCAGCUGCUGGACCUGUCGCACAACCGCAUCAGCAGCGUGCACAAGGACGCCUUCUCGCGGCUGCUCGGCUCGGCGCGCAUCGUGGUGGAGGACAACCCGUGGCACUGUGACUGCGCGCUCCAGCAGCAGCAGGCCCUGGUGGGCGUCGGCAUGGCGAUGGCGACGCACAACAACAACCACGAGGCCGCCACCAGCACGACGCGCGUGCUCUGCCGCAGCACGGAGCCGCGCGACCACGACGGACAGCCCUACAUGGCCGUGGACGCCGAGCUGUGCAACCUGGCCAAGCGCACCACGGACUACGCCAUGCUGGUCACCAUGUUCGGCUGGUUCGCCAUGGUGAUCUCCUACGUGGUGUACUACGUGCGGCAGAACCAGGAGGACGCCCGCCGACACCUCGAGUACCUCAAGUCGCUGCCCAGCAAGCCCAAGAGACCCGACGACCCCGAGGACAUCACCACGGUGGUGUGA
Messenger RNA from Sardina pilchardus (European sardine), 882 nucleotides. It is a transcript of the gene lrrc3b, whose product is annotated as leucine rich repeat containing 3B. NCBI's taxonomy places the organism in Eukaryota, Metazoa, Chordata, Actinopteri, Clupeiformes, Clupeidae. Gene Ontology annotation, molecular function: protein binding. The record is from RefSeq and is a predicted model, not a curated record.